AUGGCGGCCGACGACGACGGCCCUCUCUACCUGGGCUUUGACCUGUCUACGCAGCAGCUCAAAGGCAUGUACAACUUAUUUUCCCAUUCUUUUGCUCAAAGCGCCACUAUUUUUACAAAGUAUACUAACAAUUUUCUAGCCAUUGUCGUAGGCUCCGACCUGCAGACCGUCGCCCGGGCGCACGUCGACUUUGACGCCGACUUUGGCCCCGCGUACGGCAUCACCAAGGGCGUGCACGUCCGUCCGUCCACCGGCCAAGUCUACGCGCCCGUCGCGCUGUGGCUCGACUCGCUCGACCUCCACGGCAGCGUCUACUGGAACGCCGACGCCGAGCGGCUGCUCGCCGCGCUGGAUCCGGACCGCGGGCCGCUCGCUGCGCAGCUCGAGCCAGCGCUCGCGCAUCCAUGGUCGCCCAACUGGCAGGAUCAGAGCACGCAGGACGAGUGCGACGCGUUUGACGCGGCGCUGGGCGGCCGCGAGGAGCUGGCCAAGGUAACCGGCAGCGGCGCGCAUCAUCGAUUCACGGGACCGCAGAUUAUGCGCCUCCGCCGUACUCACCCCCAAGUCUACGAAAACACGGCCCGCAUCUCCCUCGUGUCCUCGUGGCUCGCGUCGGUGCUCCUCGGCCGCAUCGCGCCGCUCGACGUCGGCGACGUCUGCGGCAUGAAUCUGUGGGACAUGCCCAACCAGCGCUGGAACCCCGCGCUGCUCGCCCUCGCCGGCGGCGGCGCGGACGGGGCAGACGCGCUGCGCGCACGGCUCGGCGAGCCCUGCAUGGACGGCGGGCAGGCGCUCGGCCCCAUUGCCAGCUACUUUGCGGCGCGGUACGGCUUCGACCCGCGCUGCCAGGUGCUGCCGUUUACCGGCGACAACCCGGCGACGAUUCUCGCGCUGCCGCUGCGGCCGGGCGACGCCAUCGUGUCGCUCGGCACGUCGACCACGUUCCUUAUGCACACCGAGACGUGCGCGCCUGACGGCGCCUACCACUUCUUCAAUCACCCAACAACGCCGGGCCACUACAUGUUUAUGCUGUGCUACAAGAACGGCGGCCUGUCCCGGGAGCGCGUGCGCGAUGCUCUGCCCAAACCAGACACCGCAGGCGACGGCGGCGGCGGCGGCGGCGGCGGCGGCGGCGACACCAGCUGGCAGGCGUUCGACAAGGCCGUCGUGGAUACGCCACCGCUUGGUAUCAGCGGCUCCGACGACGACGAUAGCCGCCGCGCCAAGAUGGGGCUCUACUUUGACCUCCGCGAGACAGUGCCCAAUAUCCGCCCCGGCACGUGGCGCUUCACCUGCAACGCCGCCGACGGGAGCGACCUUCGCGAGGAAAAGAACCCUAGGCCGGCAUGGUCCGCAGCCACCGACGCCCGUAUAAUUGUCGAGUCGCAAGCGCUUUCGAUGCGUCUGCGCUCACAAAAGCUCGUGCAGGCACCAUCCGGCGACGAGCAGCAGCAGCGACAACUCCCCGCGCAGCCGCGCCGCAUCUACCUCGUCGGGGGGGCUUCCCACAACGCGGCGAUUGCGCAGACGCUGGGCAGCGUGCUCGGCGGCGUCGACGGCGUGUACAGGCUCGACGUGGGCGGCGACGCGUGCGCGCUGGGCGGCGCUUACAAGGCUGUGUGGGCGCUGCAACGUCGCGAGGGCGAGGCGUUUGACGAGCUGCUAGCGGGGCGCUGGAGGGAAGAGGGCGCGAUUGCGCGCGUGGAUCGAGGGUACAGAGAGGGGACGUAUGAGAGGUACGGAAACGUGCUGGGCGCGUUUGAGGAGAUGGAGCAGAGGCUGCUGGCGGAGGAGGAGAAACGAUAA
Molecule: messenger RNA, 1806 nt
Organism: Beauveria bassiana ARSEF 2860
Lineage: Eukaryota; Fungi; Ascomycota; Sordariomycetes; Hypocreales; Cordycipitaceae
Product: D-xylulose kinase
Exons: 3
Coding region: 1-1806 (601 amino acids)
Biological process (GO): xylulose metabolic process
Cellular component (GO): cytosol
Molecular function (GO): D-xylulokinase activity
Source: RefSeq, a predicted model, not a curated record